Trichobilharzia regenti is the source of this 698-nucleotide messenger RNA. The record is from the annotation of a GenBank genome assembly. Lineage: Eukaryota; Metazoa; Platyhelminthes; Trematoda; Strigeidida; Schistosomatidae.
GCAAACCGAGACAUCGUUAUAAACACGCGAGGAGAUAUUCGAGGUGUGGCGGAUGUGGUGAUUGACAAUUUCUAUCUCUGUAUUGUUUAAAUACUUACUGUUGACUGUUGAUAUGUUUCAUAUAUGAUUUGCAUAAUAAUUCCGCUAAAUACAAAUUCCUGAUUGCUGCCCUCUCUGAGUUUUGGUUGGAUUCGUGUAAUUCCGUCAUCUUGAAAUACUAAUAUUACAAUUACAAUAAAUAACUACAAAUUGGCGUCGCGAUGGAGCUAAGUAACCUGGGAAAAUUUCCUAUUAAUGGGUCUCCGUGGGAGAUUGCUGAUUAUUUGGAAUGCUUCGAUGCGUGGUGCAUUUCAAAGAAUGUUCGGGAUGACAAAAUACCUGCUAAUUUCAUCACGACCAUUGGGCUUGAUGCAUAUAGCCUAGUAAAGACUCUGGCGUUGCCAGAUAAACCCAUUUCUCUGUCAUAUGUCAAGAUUCGUGAACUUCUGAUAAAUCACUUCCAUGUAACUACAUUUGAGACCAGAGAGAGGGCUCACUUCAACAAACUGGUUCUUACUCCCAACCAGAGGAUUAGAGACUUUAUUCUGCAACUCUAAAUACAAGCUUCAAAGUGUAACUUUGGAGAUCAGCUUCAUACUCAACUACGUGAUCGUCUAAUUGCUGGAAUCAAUAUUCCUAAGUUAGAGAAAGAGUUAAUU